AUGGAUACCUCAGAAAUGUUGACUCUGGAGGUAUUUGUUGGCGAUGCAGGUGAGGAGCGCACAGUGAAGGUGGCGAAGGGGGAGUUUCUGCGUGAUGCGCUGACGGCCAGGCAGCAGCACGGUCCCUUCUGCAGGCUGGCAAAAAGCUUCACUGACCCCAUUCUCUGCUGGAUUUUCCCUACUGAUAUGCCAAGACAAACAAAAGGGCGCUCUGGACCAUCCGAAACAGUGGAGGUAGCUGCAGUUGUCUCAGAUCUGAGGGUGACCCCUCUUCCCACGUUUCUCCUGCUAGUGAUGCAGAGACCUGGAGCUUUGCGUUUUGCUUCAUGGAUCACAGGGACUGGAGUUCUGUGUUUAACCUUCUUCCAGUUAGCAGACUCUGAGUCGGACUGUGAGCUUGGCGAGAGGUGCAUCAGGCAGAGCGAUGAAAACUUUAGCAGCUGGUAUGUGUGGUUCCUGAUGUUGUUUUUCCUGGCCUUGCUCCUGUCCUGCGGGAUCUGCUGCUGCUUGCAGUGCUGGCGGAGCUGCCUUCCCCGCCGACGCACCCUGGCUGUCUUUGCGCUCAGCAGCUCGGAUGCCUUUUGCGCAAGCGAAGCACCUCAGUGCCCAUUCUCUGGAUGUCCGAGCCCCUGCAUGACUGCAGAGAUGUCUUCUUCUCCUGCCCCACGGUUCAGCCUUGGGGGAACUGAGUUGCCUCCAUCCUAUGAAGAUAUUAUGAAGGAAAACAAGCUCUAG
This is a messenger RNA of Egretta garzetta (little egret), 735 nucleotides long. RefSeq names its product transmembrane protein 207 (gene TMEM207). The record is from RefSeq and is a predicted model, not a curated record. NCBI's taxonomy places the organism in Eukaryota, Metazoa, Chordata, Aves, Pelecaniformes, Ardeidae. The transcript is spliced from 7 exons. The coding region runs from base 1 to 735 and encodes 244 amino acids.